GCGUUCCCUCCCCAUAUCCGGGCUCCUAGCUUCAGCUUCUCUGUUUGCUUUUCGGUCGCAGCCAUGGAGCGGCGGCGGCGGCGGCCACUGCUGCCCGGGCUUGCCUGGAGCUCCUUCUGCCUCCUGCUGUUGCUGAGGCUGCUGUGCAGGGGCGCCGCUGCCCCCCACAACUCCGGGGCUGUUGCUGCUGCGCCCUUGCUCUGCAAUGUCAGCUUGGACAGCGCGCCCGAGGACCGAUGGAAGCCUGUCCUGCGCCACUUCGACCCGGAGUUCCUGCGAGCUGCUUUCUUCCAGCUCAUCGACGAAGUGGUUCCCAAGUGGGUUCAUGCUAUUAUCCGUCCUCUGGCAGAAGAAAUAGAAUCCUUUGCUCCUCAGCCCUUUGCAGGCGAGAUCCGAGGACUUUGCCAAGCCCUGGGGCUGAAUGUUGGGGAUGGGCUGCUCCUCAAUUUGGCCUACGAAUCUACUGCAUUCUGCACCAGUAUCAUCGCUCAGGAUAACAAUGGGAACAUAUACCAUGGCCGGAAUAUGGAUUAUGCUUUUGGAGAUAUUUUACGCAAGACAACCAUUGAUGUGGAGUUCAUAAAGAAUGGACAGGUAAAGUUCAGAGGUACGACGUUUCUUGGUUACGUAGGCUUAUGGACAGGACAAAGUCCACACCGGUUUACAGUUUCUGGAGAUGAGAGAGAUUCUGGCGAGUGGUGGGAGAAUGCCAUUGCUGCUUUCAUAAAUCGAAAUACUCCAGUCAGCUGGCUGGUCAGGACUGUUUUGAGCGACGCUGAAGACUUUGAGGCUGCUGCUCUCAUGCUGUCCAAGACACCGAUUAUAGCUGACGUCUACUACAUCAUUGGGGGCACCAGACCCAGAGAGGGGGCAGUCAUUACGAGAAGGAGAAGCGGUCCAGUAGAUAUUUGGCCCUUGGAUCCUCUGACCGGAGGGUGGUACCGGGUGGAGACAAACUACGAUCACUGGACAACCCCUCCUCCUUUUGAUGAUCGAAGAACCCAUGCUAUGAAGGCAAUGAAUGCAACCGGACAGAAAAAUAUUAAUCUCGAGUCUCUCUACAAAGUGCUAUCCGUACAGCCAGUCUUAAACAAGCUCACAAUUUAUACCACUGUAAUGAGUGCUGCAGCCCCCAGCAAGUAUACGACAUGGAUCAGAAACUUGGAAUGAAAAUGAAUCAUGGAAGGAUUUGGAGAAAUGGGCUUCCCCCAGAACCCACAUCGAGAUUUCUGCUCCCCUGGACAAGCAGUUCAGUACAUUAAUGGGGAAAAUUACCAUUCUGUUCUUUUACAAAGAACAACAGACUACAGUGGAAAUUCACUAAAUGUGGCUGACUGCAUAGAACUUGAAAUAAUCCUUCCCACCUAUACAGGAAUGCAACUAAGUGUGAAGCAUAAUCAUCUGAAUAUGAUUUCCAACAGAUGAUGCUUUGAAGGCACAUCAUGAUGCAGGAACCUUGAGGAAAUGAAGCAGGUCUGAGUCUGGUGGGUGCCUGGGAUGACAGAGUACCUGGUAACCCUAUUGAUGAUGCCUUGAUUUCUACAGAAGAACAGCAAGAUGGAAGCGCAUCAAAUUGUGCCAAGAGUAUGCGCAGCUGUGGCCAGUUCCAGAGAAUGAUGGUCUAGAGCAUUCGCUGGGCUCACUGCGUAGCCAAAAGACCCAGCGCCCCCAAAACCCUGCCACUUUGCACAUGGCACUUGAGAAAGUUAGGGACUGCACAAUGUUGUUGUUGUUUAGUCGUUUAGUCGUGUCCAACUCUUCGUGACCCCAUGGACCAUAGCACGCCAGGCACUCCUGUCUUCCACUGCCUCCCCCAGUUUGGUCAAACUAAUGUUCGUAGCUUCAAGAACACUGUCCAACCAUCUUGUCCUCUGACGUCCCCUUCUCCUAGUGCCCUCAAUCUUUCCCAACAUCAGGGUCUUUUCCAAGGAUUCUUCUCUUCUCAUGAGGUGGCCAAAGUAUUGGAGCCUCAGCUUCACGAUCUGUCCUUCCAGGGAGCACUCAGGGCUGAUUUCCUUAAGAAUGGAUAGGUUUGAUCUUCUUGCAGUCCAUGGGACUCUCAAGAGUCUCCUCCAGCAGCACAAUAUAAUUCUCAUUUUGCACCCCCCUCCUUCUCUUUGUAGGCUAAAGGCAUCUGUUGAAGGUGCUCUGCAUUUUAGAUGUAUAUAUAUAUGUACAUAUAGUAAUGCCCUGGUUCUGGUAAACAGAAGAUGAAGUUUAAAUAUUUUAAUGUUUGAAAUCUUAAGUCUUCAGACAGGACUGAAAAGUUAAUGGGUUGUUUUUUUAAUUGUCGCUCUUUGGAAUAAAAUGAUUGUUCUGCUGUUGAUCUUUGAUGAUAGGACUGUAAAUAAAUUGAUUUAUAAAGCA
This is a messenger RNA of Zootoca vivipara (common lizard), 2367 nucleotides long. RefSeq names its product N-acylethanolamine-hydrolyzing acid amidase. The record is from RefSeq and is a predicted model, not a curated record. Gene Ontology annotation, biological process: fatty acid metabolic process. Gene Ontology annotation, molecular function: fatty acid amide hydrolase activity. Gene Ontology annotation, cellular component: lysosome. Lineage: Eukaryota; Metazoa; Chordata; Lepidosauria; Squamata; Lacertidae.